AUCGUUAUUACCCCGAAAACAGUGUGUAGUGACGGUUAACAAAGCUUCAGUUUGGCGAGCAAACAGAAUAGCAGCUAAAGCUACCGCAAAAAAUAACUGGAAAAGAAGCAAAAACAGGUUCAGAGUUGGUGUAAUUUUCGAAAUUGAGAUGGCGGGUUCUUCCAGUGCAUCACCGGCUCCUAAAAUCCUAUUGGCAAAGCCGGGACUUGUGACCGCUGGACCAGGAGUAGGUAAAUUCGGGCGACCCGGUUCCGAAGAUGAAACGGUGACACAUCAUCGAUCUCGUUUACCUGCAAUUGGCUCUCUAAAUCUUCUAUCUGAUUCUUGGGAAUUUCACAUCGAUCGCUUUCUACCUUUCUUAACUGAGAAUACAGAUUUUACUGUGGUUGGGGUAAUUGGGCCACCAGGAGUUGGCAAAUCAACUAUUAUGAAUGAGCUUUAUGGUUUUGAUGCUACUUCACCUGGAAUGCUGCCGCCAUUUACUACACAAUCAGAAGAUAAUAGAGCAAUGGCAAGACAUUCUAGUGUUGGCAUUGAGCCAAGAGUAUCUGCUGACCGCCUUAUACUUCUUGACACUCAGCCUGUUUUUAGCUCUUCUAUCUUAGCUGAGAUGAUGAGGCCCGAUGGUUCUUCAACUAUUUCAGUGUUAAGUGGUGAAAAUCUAUCUGCUGAAUUGGCUCAUGAACUUAUGGGUAUUCAGCUCGGUGUUCUUCUAGCAUCCAUUUGUCACAUUGUGCUGGUGGUAUCAGACGGAGUUCAUGAUGACUGUAUGUGGCAAUUAAUGCUGACGGUCGAUCUGUUGAAACAUGGCAUACCUGAUCCAUCUUCACUAACAUCUUCACAUUUGCAUAGCUCUAAUGUGGGGCCUGAAAAAGAAAACAAAGAUAAAAGUUUUGAUAGUGAAGGGUAUAUGGCCACUCCAGUCUUUGUGCAUACGAAAUUUCAAGGUCAAAAUUUUACUCCACUUAACUUGAUGCAACUGAGAAAGGCACUUGCACAAUAUUUUAGCUCGUCUUCAUUUAUGAGAGAGAAAUGUGGAAACUUGGGAAAAGAGAAUCUCAUUUCUUCUACAGUUUCUACUACUAAGAGUAAUGAUCUUCAUUCUACACCACUGAGUUUAAUUUUAAUCCCAUCUAAAAACAAAGAUGACAUGCCAAGAGCUCAGCAUGAAAGUUACAUCUCUGCACUAUGGAAACUGAGAGACGAGGUUUUAUCCAUGAACUGCCCUUCUUUUGCAAGGACUGUCUCAGAACGUGACUGGCUGAAAAAUUCUGCCAAGAUAUGGGAACUAGUUAAAAAUUCUUCUAUUAUUGCCGAGUAUAGCCGGACACUUCAAAAUUCAGGUAUGUUUAGGAGGUAGUGACCCCAAUGUAAUCUUUAGUCAUGUAAGGAGGUCGUGAAAGAUUGUUAUCAGUGAUGUCAUAGUUUAGCCUGCCCUUAUGCUCUCUAACAAGACACUUGUCUAUGUAAUUCAUAUACACUGUAUUUUAUUAGCAUUGUCAAGGCCUUGGAAUGAACGGAAAAUUGACUC
Messenger RNA from Ricinus communis (castor bean), 1531 nucleotides. Its product is annotated as nonsense-mediated mRNA decay factor SMG9. The transcript is spliced from 8 exons. Gene Ontology annotation, biological process: nuclear-transcribed mRNA catabolic process, nonsense-mediated decay. Lineage: Eukaryota; Viridiplantae; Streptophyta; Magnoliopsida; Malpighiales; Euphorbiaceae. The record is from RefSeq and is a predicted model, not a curated record. The coding region runs from base 149 to 1360 and encodes 403 amino acids.